This is a messenger RNA of Xyrichtys novacula (pearly razorfish), 23675 nucleotides long. The record is from the annotation of a GenBank genome assembly. Lineage: Eukaryota; Metazoa; Chordata; Actinopteri; Labriformes; Labridae.
GGUGGAGGAGGGACCUGGAAGUUUCUGUGUGAAGAAAUGAGUUUGUGUGAUUUAUUGUGAAUCACACACCGAUUCCUCUGGUUUGGGUCCAUGUUUCUCUUGAAGUUUGCCCUCUUUAUUCCACAGUGACCCCUCCCUGUCUUCUCUGAACAGGGGUAUGGACACACAGCGGCGUGUUUGUAACGGUGUGUGGAUGUGUGUGUGGAGACAUGUAGCUGGGGAUGGAUGCAGACACUAACAGUUAGGUACGCAGGGUGUCGACAGGUGACCGACAUUCACCCAAGUAAACCAGGCUACACCUCGACGGGGCUUUCGUCGAACCUCCAGCCGACCACCUUCUCGGAUUGACCCGCUUCGGACGUCUCCACCGCCGGACUCCUCUUCUGAGUUCACCCCGGGGGAAGAAAUGUCGGAGGAAAAAACGGAUAUUCCGAACGAUCUGCUCGGUGAGAAACGAUCACUGUGAACUUCUUAACUCAACACCAACAGGCUGGGGUUUCUGGGAAAGAUUUAAAAAGUUCAAAGUUUGUUUUAAAUCGAUGUUAAAGUCUUUAAAACUAUGAAAACUCGUGCAUGAAGAAAAGGUUGAAUUACCCUGAUAACAUGUGGCCUUACACUAGACUUAAUCUUUAAUCUGAAGUCGCUUUUAUUAAGUCUUCUGUCAUGAAGUUGUUUGAAUGUUCCAGAAAUACAGAUAAAGUGAUAAAUAUUCAUAAAACUGACCAGAUUAAGAAGAUAACAUCUCUUAGAAAGGUUUAAAACGUUUACAAAGGAGGAAAAAACACUUUAAUCCAACUAACUAAAGUGAGAACAAACUUCUUAUUGUUCAGUAAGUUUCACUUUAACACUCAUUUCUGCUUUUUGAAUUAUUGUCUUUGGAUCGAGUUUGGUUUCACUACAUGACUGUUCCUGCUCAAACGUUGAGUUAAAUGAAGCUUUUCUUGUGUUUUUGUUCCUGUAUUUCACUCUAAAGUUGUUUUCAUGCCUUCAGGGCUUGGUUGGUUGGAGCUACCUGAGAGUUCAGCUCUGUCACUUCCUUAUCUGAAGUGGGGGAGAGGGAAAGCUUUGGGAGAGGGGUGUGUCCUGCGAAAUUCCUUUGGAUCCUGAGAUGUUAUCAACACACACACACACACACACACACACACACACACACACACACACACACACUCACACACUGACUGAGAAGAAAACCAUAAAUCUGCGCAAUCACGCUGAUGAAAGUGCUCUUUACUGUGGACUCUCAGGAAAAUGAUAUUUUUGGGACACACAUCCAGCAUUUUGUUAUUUUUGUAGUUUUCCUUCUGACGCUAUUUUUGAUUUGUACAAAAACAUAAUAAACCACAAAAUGAGAAAAGCAGAAGAAAGAAGAAAAAAACAACUUAAAAAUAGAGCAAAACAAACCAUUAGUCCCAGUCUGUGGAGAAAACUCAGUCCUCUGUGUUUUCUAAGAACGGUGUUAUUUUACGGUGAUGGAGGAACAGAAGAGCUGAAAUCUGUGUUGAGACUUGAUCACUGAAACGGUCCUGUUGAGCAGUAACGGCGUAAACUGGACAUGUCUCUUCUACAAACUCAACUCUAAGACUUUAAUCACAUGAAAUCAAACUAAGGUAAUGAAUCGACGCUGGACUUUCAUAAGAACUCAGGGGCUUUCAGACUGACUCACCACCCCGUGCUCUCUGUUACGGUGUCUGUCAUGUUGUGGUUAAUGAAUGGGCCUUUUUGUUGGCGGCUCCUGCUGUUAGUCUUAAUGAGACCGGAGCGACCUGAUGCUGCUCAUCAGCUGCGCUCAGAAACUAUCCGAGGAAAUUAAAGAGGCUGGUCUUUGUGUGGACCCGGCAUGAGCGCAGAAUGAAGUCAAGACCUCUAAAACUGGACACGAACCGGAGAGUGAGAAUCAGUGAUAGACAGAAAGUUCUGCUGUGUCUGAAAAGCCAAGGGACAGGAGGAGCAUGAAGACCGAGUUAGACCCCCCCUCCAGAGAUGAAUGUUGUCGACCGCUUGCUUCUCUAGUUAUACCAACUUUAGUAACGACCGCAGGAUAGAAAUACAGAGAGCCACGCCCUCAAACAAAACGCCACUCUAUAGCCACAAAUAAUGCUCAGAACAGCACCUAACUUCAUCAACAGGACAUAUAGGGUCACAGACAUAGUACUAGACACCAAACAUCUUUUUAACUUUGACUCAUUUCUUUAGCAAAGAGACUAAACACAACUCACCUACUCUCUUCCAGCAGACGCUUGUUUAUAGAGAGACCUCAGGCCAGUCCAUUACGGACUACAGCGGAGUUUCACAGCUCAAGGAAGAACAUUUAUGAUCAUUUCUUCAUGGAAAUACAAUCAGACCGAGACGCUAAGACAGAAGAACUACCGCGUCUGUAAAAUGAUUAAUAUGAUGAUUAUUACUUCAUGAAUGUUCUUCCUUGAGCUGCGACACCCCGCUGUAGUCUGUAAUGGACUGGCCUGAGGUCUUUCUACAAACAAGCGUCUGCUGGAAGAGAGUAGGUGAGUUGUGUUUAGUCUCUUUGCUAAAGAAAUGAGUCAAAGUUAAAAAGAUGUUUGGUGUCUAGUACUAUGUCUGUGACCCUAUAUGUCCUGUUGAUGAAGUUAGGUGCUGUUCUGAGCAUUAUUUGUGGCUAUAGAGUGGCGUUUUGGUUGGGGGCGUGGCUCUCUGUAUUGCUAUCCUGCGGUCGUUACUAAAGUUGGUAUAACUAGAGAAGCAAGCAGAGGGGGGGUCUAACUCGGUGUUAUGGUGGGUUUGACCAUAAAUUAAUUUUUCGCUGGAAUUUCCCUUUAAAGUCAGGCUUUAGUAAACCAAAAGUGGAGAGAGUAAAGAGUGAAGAGUUUUGAUGAUUUUUGCUUUAACUGAGCAGCUCUGUUUCCUGUUUUUGUUGGAUUUUGAAGAUUUGACUUUAUUACAGGAUGAGAGGUUUGAACGCGGCCUGAACAGAGUGUGAAUCCUCUGAAUCUAACAUGUUAUGGGUUGUUACAGCAGAGUACGGAGGCGUCUGGAAACCCUGGACUCAUCUGUGAGUGAGCUGGAUGGAGGGAGAAGUCCAUGUGUUUCUGAUCAGGCUGCACGCUGCUGUAAUGUUUUCAUUGUCCACAUGACCUCAUCAUGUGUCUGUGCACAGAGAGGAGGAGGACACCCUGAUGUCAUGAAGGCGGGCCCAGACUCUCAUUAGUCCUCUCUUCCAGCAGACUCUCACACUGUUUGUUGAUGUUGUAUUUUACCCUCACUUCACCUCCUUCUCUUCCCCCCCGAUCUUAAAACCUUCUCCUCCCUCCGCCGCUCUUCUCCCUCUGACUCUGGAUUUUCCCACCACUCAAAAAAAACAGAUGAAGUUCAGACCUUCUGCUCGGUGAAAAAAGAGCCAAAUGAGAUUCAAACCCUUCCUGACAGAAACACAACCUUUAUAUUUGGUUCCACCUGAACCUUCAUCAGCGUUAUGGAGAUCCUGACCAGGUUCAUCAGCUGAGAAGGACCUGAAGCUGCAGGUUCAGGCGGUCUCAUCUCCUUUGGUUACGUGUGGGUUGGUUCUCUUAACCAUCAGGUGUCUCUCUGUUUCAGAGAGUGUACGGGAGGCGGUGGGCCGGAGGGUGAAGCUGACCCUGAGGCGAAAAGUCCAGCUGGAGGUCAAAGGUGACAAAGUGGAGAACAGAGUGCUGGUAGGUCUCAACGAUCCCUCUUAUUUUACGAGUGUUUCAGCUCUCUCUGGUUUCUGUUUGAACAUGUUUUUAGACGUACUUUCCAACUUCUCUGAACAACAAUCGUGAGACCUAGCUUAAACCUGACGUCAGGACCAGCCUGUGCAGCCUGCCUCAAGUGGACACUCAAGGAACUGCAGCUUUUAGCGCAUGAGUGUCUGAAUUUCCCAUUUUGUACGGGACUGUUUUCAUCCAAAGAAGGUUAAAUAAACAGACAGGAAGUGAGUGUUUGUCAAAGUCAGCAGAUUUAAACUCUUGUAAGAGUUUGUGUUGAGGUCUGAGGCUGCGUUAACGCUGCAGGUUCUGAUGCUCAAUUCGGAUUUUUUGUUAAAUCCGAUCUUUUUGUGCGGUCGUUCACAUUACAACAACAACGAUCAUCUAAUGUGAACGUGAAGUGACCCUCACAAAGCACAAAUAUCUUCCCGCGUCUGUUUGUGUUGAACAAUGGUGACGUUUGUCUCAUAUUGAUGACGUAAAGGUCGAUGAACGUGACCUGAGCGUCCACACUGCAGUCACAUCAGAUACAUAUCUGAUUUAUAUCCACAUACAGAAGAGGGUCGGAUCAGAACCAAUCAGAACUGACCUGUUCACACUUAGAUGAAAACAUCAGAUAUGAGUCACAGAUGGUUAAAACAUCAGAAUGACCUUCAGUCUGAACGUAGACUUGGUAUCUGGGUUCUGGUGCUCUUCUGGGCUCCUGGUUCUGGUUGGCUGGCAGAGAAGUCUACAUGUGGUUGUGAAAUAUUUUGACUGACUGUGGUCACAGAAGCUCAGUCUGAGAGGAGCGGCGUGCUGUGAGUCAUAAUCUGAUGGUCAGGGUGUGUGUGUGUGUGUGUGUGUGUGUGUGUGUGUGUGUGUGUGUGUGUGUGUGUGUGUGUGUGUGUGUGUGUGUGUGUGUGUGUGUGUACAGAACCCAGAAAACCCAACCCCAGACCUUGUCCUGACUGUCGUUAUUCUGGCCUUCGGUGUUUUUGCAGGUGAAUCAGUGAGAAAAGAGGUUUUUGUGUGAAAAAAGGAUAAAUUUUCAGUCUCCUGUCGUGAAGUGUUCGUUAAAUUCAGACUCACGGUCAAACUCCAGCGUCUCCCACAGAUGUUUGAAAAAGUUGAAAUCAGUUUUUCUUGCAGACCAGGUAAGUUCUUCCCCAACAAAGUGGGAGCUUUUCUCCUCAGGGAUCUGGUCCAUCAUGUUGGAACAUGAAGAGGUUUUCCCCCCGAUGCUCAUAACGCGGUUUUGCAACGCGGUAAACCCACUGAAGGAUGAUGCAAUAAUCCUGAAUGUUGGUUAAACUCUGAGGUGAUGAAAUGAGGGAGUCAGGAUCAGGCUGCAUGUUUCUGUCUUCAGUCUGGUGCAAACUUAAGAAACUCAGCCGAUCGUUUGUCAGACUUGAUGCUCCAAAUGUUUUCAAUGAGGGACAAAUCCAGACCGUGUCAGUUCAGUUUCUUAUCAGGACUCUUCUCCUACAGAGCCAAACUGGUUCAGCAUCGUCUCUCUGAAACAUGAAGGUCUUCCUACUUUACCUCCAGCAUGUGUCUGGAUCAUGUCUGCUGUUAUAUUUUGAUUAAAUUAAUCGACUCAGAUCUAUAUUUUUGGAGGUUAUUCUGUCUGAGCCCAUGUGGUGAUUCCCAUUACAGAGUCAUGACAGUUUUAAUCCAGCGCUGUCUGCAGCUCAGGGCCGUCCUGACUUGAUUUUAGUCCUGACCAUCUUUACAGGAAGACGCUGGAUUAGCUUUAGAGGCUCAGACUGAGGAUGGGGAUGGGUGUCGUGUCUGUGCCAGAUUUCUGACUCAUGUCGCUGCAGGUCUUUGAGUCCACCUCAGCCUCAUCUCUACUCUGAAAAUGUCUGGACUUGAACCUGGAGUUUUUAGUCUCCAGCUUCACGCCGACCUGAACCUGGAGAGCCGAGAAACUCUUCUUAGUGAGUUUUUCUUCCCUUUUCUUUCCUCCUGACCAAAUAACACAUCUGUGACUGAAACUCCUGUCAGGACUUGACUGGAGCAACCCACAUACAGCCACGGGGUAAUGGGACACACACACACACACACACACACACACACACACUACAUUCCACAGCUGUAGACCAGCAGAUUAGAAACUCGUGCUCUGAUUUCUUAAAAUGCGGCGAAACACGCUCACUCCUUCAUGUCAAUGUGUCGAGCAGAUUUUGUUUUCGUUUGUUCAAAGAAAAUCGAGAUCCGAUCGUUUCCUCAAGAAAAACGAAGCAGCGAUUCCUGCAGAGGAAGAAAAACGGCCGUAGAGGAAACACAGAAACACACAGGAGCGCUUUAGAGUUCAAAACCAGAUGAGAGGAGUUUCUGUUUCUGCUCCUGGAUGUCACGUCUAAAUGUGAACACAUGAAGCAAAAUACGCAGAUUUUGGCGCCCCCUGUGGACAAACCAGUUCUUGUUUCACUUUGUCCUUAAAGGAGGAGACAGGUGUGUGUAUCAGGGCCGCACGAUCAAUAGAUAUUAAAUCCUAAUCUGGUUAUUUAAUUAUGACGAUGUUAAAAAAAUUAAAAUCGUCAAAUCGAUUUCUGCUCUACCGUCUCUCGCACCUCCAGGCCACCGUAGGCUCCUCCUUCCUGCGGGAGUGCUCCGCAGUUCCCACACACACCAGAGUAAACAAACAUGGCGUUUGCAAAAGACGGUGAUAAUUUCGUGGUUAAAUCGGACAAGAGCGAGUCAGUCGUGUUGAAUUGGUACGACUUCACAGUUUCAGAUGAAGAGUAAACCACUCCCCGCUGCAAAGUCUGUCUGAAGGCGGUAUCAACCCGUCACCAUGGAAACGAAUUCAGGAGGAAACGCUCAAGUUUUUUGUCGUAUCGGCGUGUCAUCCACACAGAAACAGCGUUUCGGGUGACUGAUUUUUUGGGGCUGAUACUGAUUAGUGGGGGGGGGGGGGAUUUGAUUACUGAUUGAUCAGCUGUUUUUUAAAUUUUUUUAUUAAGUUAUAAAAAUAUAUAUAUUUACUGUAGAUAUACUGUAGACUAAUUGGCCGAUUACCGAUUAGUCUCAAACAGGCUAAAAUUGGCCGAUUUAAUCGGCUCGUCGAUAAAUCAUUCAGGUCCUACUGUAAACGGUUCUUUUUGAAAACGGGUCAGAGAGUGAAUAAAUCUGUAAACGACGACCAUUUCAUCUCCGUGUGGAUGUCUAUCUGCAUCUCUGGAAACGAUCAUGUGACACACAGAGUAACUCUUUUAUGGCGCCAAAACGACCUUUAUAAAACAUGCUCUGUACUCUUCUUCUGUCUUUUGUGCAUUUCCUGUGCAACGUUACAGCGCCACUUACUGGCUUGGCAUAUGAACUACAUCAUUUUCAGUGGUUUCAUUUUGAGAGAUGAUAGAAAAACUUUUUUAUUAUUAAAUUAAAGUUUGAUGAAGUCGUCACUAAAUAAAAAAUCAAAAUCAAAACUCUGGUUUUAUUUUUGGCCAUAAUUGUGCAUUUGAAGAGAUUAAUUUUGCACCAUAAUCCACGCAGCUGCACAUUUUUAUUGAUCACCACCUCAAACAAAGACAAUGAAAUAUUGAUAAUAACAGUAACUGAAGCUCUAACACAGCCUCUAUCUGCACUCAUGAACUCCUGUCAGAGCAUCACUCUGCAGGUUCCUCCUGUUUUUUAUUUUACUGUUUACACACAAACACAAACACACACACACACUAACCUGCAGUCACAUCUGUCCAACACCUGAUCCAGAACAUCUCCAGACUCUUUCAACUGGAAACAGAUUUUUUUUUGACUGAUUGGAUCUAGAGAGAAGAUUUUCUGCUGCUCACAAACAUGACCUGAAGUGACCUCUGUCCUUAGUGAAGGGUUACAGUCUGUAUCCUGGUUAACUUCCCGCCUCCUUUAAAGAUCUGAGUUCAGUUUAAAUGUGCAGUCAGGAACCAUUUAACACACCAUUUCCCCAGAACACUCAGCGACAGAAUUGCACGCUUGUGCGAUAAAAAUAAUGUCAUAAUUUGGAGGUUAGGGUUCCUCUUGAGUCGUCGAGGCGAGCAGCCACAGCGUGUGUAUACGCUCUGCCAGGACAGAAGUUCAACACAUGGAUGGAGAAAGAUUAUACACAGGAUCAUCCAAGUUAGUAAAAAAAAAACCUCUGCAGAGUCCAAACGCUCGGAGAGUUCAAGGACUGUCAAUUUUAUUCUUUCCAUGUGAGAGUUUUUCACAGAAGUGGACUCCAGGCUCCUGCAAGAAUCCAGUUCUGGUGAAUUAGAUCAGGGUCUGAAAACAGGUUUUAAUGGGAGUUAGGGGGACGUCAUUUUCUCACAAGGUCACAGCUGGAUUCAUGUGUGUUGAUGUUGUUUGACAAAAGUUUAUAAAACAGAUCAGUCUGAUGUCUGUGGAGUAACUGUGGUCAAAUACACACAGUUUAUUAUAGACGAGUGAAGGCUGAGCCAGCAGACCACAAACGUAACAGCGACUGAGAGACGGUGUUAUGGUUCGAAAGGUUACCAUGCUAACUGCUGACUCUGACCCCAAAAUAUCCAGAUGUUUCAGACAUUCACAGCCCGGUGUUUUGGUUGAAUUAGUUACCCUCUUAGUUGUGGACCCUGAGCCAACAUUUCCCAGAUGUUUCAGGUGUUUUGGUUGAAUUGGUUACCCUGUAAACUGCGGUGUGGUUGUAGUGACAGAUGUUUCCUGUCACAGUCAUUGGUCAGACUCUCAGCAGACUCUCCCCGGUGUCUCUGAGUCCACGGUUCUCUCUGUGACAGUGAUCUAGUCUCUCUGAAACCUUUCCCUCUCUGUCCUCAGGCCUUGGCAUCACAUCGAGCUUAUCUGCUGACAGCGCGGGUCCCUUCAAAGGUCAGUCCAUCUGUGAUUUUAAAGCUUUUUCAUAUUUUUUCAUGUUAUCUCUCUCUCUUCCUCUCUCUUCCUCUCUCUCUCUCUCUCUGUUUCUGCAUCUGCUCUUCAUCAUCAUUCCUUCACUCCUCACCCAGAACAGAAUGUUUCUCCUGCAUUUGCACCGUCUCCUUCCUCCUCCUCCUCCUCCUCCUCCUCUUUGGUGAUUACAGACGUGCUGCUGCUCGUUUCUUUUUUGGCCUCAUUUUAAAUUCGACUCUGACGAGGUUUUCGACGAGUCCUGACACAUUCCCAAAGUCAGACACAAACAUCUCCACGCAGGUAGAAUCAGGUGAAUAACCCGCUGACAGUACAGCUCUUUGAAACAUCUCACCGUUUCAUUCAUGGCACCAAGUUUGGUAGAGAUGUGGAAGGUUCGAGUGAAAUACUUUCAUCUCUGUGCAGCAGAGUGGAGAUGCAAAACAAGAGCAAACUGCACCGAGCUGCAGAACUCUCUGUGAACGAGUGGGUUUGAAUAUCACUGAGAUGGUGGUGAGCAGAUGAAGUCCAGUCCUCGGUGGUUUCAGUCAGAGCGUUUACAGUCACAGUUUAAUCCGACUAAACUCAGAAUUCAUUAAUUUUUCUCUGAAUCAGACUUCUCUCCUCGUCCUCGUUUACAUGCAGCUGAGAAAAUCAAAUUAUUGACGUGAACGUGUCCUCCUCCCCAACACUAGGGGGCGAUAUGGGUCUUUUCAGCGGCGCUGUUUACGAUAGGCGAUAAUUAGGUACUGAGUGUCCAGAGAUGGUGCCUGUGAAGAACGUGAAAAUCCAGUUAGGACUGAAGAGGGUUUAGAUAAUAACCAUAAAUCUACUGUUGAGUGUCUCUGAGUUUGUGUCUUUGUUUUCACACUGAUGAGGACCUGAGUUCGUGUUGUUGGAGCGGUCUCUAAGACACUCUUUGUUUGUCUUUCAGAGCUCGAACUGCUCCUUUAUUUCUCAUGAAGACAAGUCCUCCACUUCUUCCUCGUUUUACUGUCAGACUUGAUUUCUAGUCUCUCUCUCUCUCUCUCUCUCUCUCUCUCUCUCUCUCUCUCUCUCUCUCUCUCUCUCUCUCUCUCUCUCCCCUCCCUCCCCUCUCUCUACGUUUUUCUUCUCCAUAUGUAGACACCCGAUAGUUUUACCCACAAUGCAGCUGUGAGAACUCGGCCUGUGGGAAAGAAAAACAGAGAGAGGAAGAAAAGUUCAACCUUGAGGGCGAGAGACGCAGUCAGAGACAAAAACAUGCUGCGGAUAAAAGGAGCCGAGGUUUAUUCCAGGAAACGUGAUUUUCAAAAUAAAAGACUUGAUCCUGGUUUUAAAGGACGGUGUCGGAUUUCUGGAUGAGUCUCUAUUCUCAGUGUAAAGAAAAGUUCACGUCUCCUCAGGUCAGUCAGUGAAAAAGAGAAGUGGAAACAGAGUUCACAAACCGACCUCUCAGAGCGGACGACCUGAAACCUGUGCUGCAUGUUGACACUGAAACUGUCGCAGUUUCAUCAAACUUUAUCCAAACUGUUUCUGCAAUUCAGGAAAAUCCAAGUGAUGAACUUUGAUUCAUCAACCAAUCAGAAACCACGCUGACUACACUCAGGUCUGACUUUAUAUGACUGUUUACCUCCAGAGAGAAAUUAAAUCUGAGUUAGUGAGUUUCCUCUGCUCAGAUUUACAAACUCUGACCGUUUCUGACAUGAAGACUCUGGAACAGCCGCUCUGACAGAUAACAACCUCAAAUCAGAUCUGCCAGCUGACCUCUGAUCUGUUGUUCCAGAGUGAGCCAGUGGUUUCUCUAACUCUCUAUCUGUGUGUGUGUGUGUAUGUGUGUGUGUGUGUGUGUGUUAAAGUGUGUAUAUAUGUGUGUGUGUGUGGGAGAGAGAGGGUGAACAGAGGGUGGUUUGUUCCUCGGCGUACACUGUGCCGGCAGAGAGAGAAAAAAAGACAAUGGAGGAAUUUAACAGCUGGCAAGGAAAGGGAGGGAGGGGGAACUCUCUCUCUCUCUCUCUCUCUCUCUCUCUCUCUCUCUCUCUCUCUCUCUCUCUCUCUCUGCCUCUUUUCCGUCCUUCAUACUCAUUUAUUUGUUGAUCUUGUUCUAAUUUUUACUUUCUUUUUCACUCUUCCUCCCCUGUUGCUCCCCCCUCUCUCCCCCUCUCUCUCUCUCUCUCUCUCUCUCUCCCUCUCUUUUAUUUUUGGUCUCUCUCCCUCUCCCUCUCCCUCUCUCCCUCUCCUUCUCUCCCUCUCUCUCUCUCUACUCUCUCUCUCUCUCUCUCUCUCUCUCUCUCUCUCUCUCUCUCUCUCUCUCUCUCUCUCGAUGUGAGGGUUAAUUUUUAUUUUAGGUUUCUCUCUCUGCCUCUUUUUCUUCUUCCAUACUCAUUUAUUUGUUGAUCUUGUUCUUAUUUUUACUUUCUUUUUCACUCUUCCUCCCCAGUUGCUCCCUCUCUCUCUCUCUCUCUCUCUGUCUCUCUCUCUCCCUCCCUCUCUUUUAUUUUUGGUCUCUCUCCCUCUGGACCCAAAUGUGUGAGACGGUGACUUUUCUCCAGACAUUUGUUCUGCAGAAUUUCUGAAGUCGCUGUUUUUUCACUCCCAGAGUCUCGGUGAAGUUUCCUCUCCCCGAAGUUUCUUCCAGUCGUUUUUGUUUUAUUCUCUUGGUCCAGAUUCUCCGUGUUUUAUCGGCUCAGAGUUCUGAUGAACUCUGUUUGUAGUCUUUAUGACGGUUUAUGAAGAAACAUGUUUUCCCGCCUUUACUGCUGCAGUCUAGAAACCGUGAGAACAGGUGGACACUCAGGCUGUUUGACCCCUAAUAACCCCGACAGUCCAGUUUGUGUGUCAGCGUCAGGUCGACACUGAGGCCUGAUGGUGUCAACAAAACCUGCAGAAAUAAAGAAAGAGAGGAAAUAGAGUAAAGAGAGAGAGAGAGAGUCACUCUGUCAUAGAAACCCUCAUGAAGCAGAUUUCACAAAGAUCUUAGUUCAGUCUCUGGUCCAAACUGACUUUACCGACCCGGGUUCGACUGGUUUCUGUUAGUUUCCUGUCCUCGUGUUUGUGGAUGAAAACAUCAGAUCCUGAUUUCAGGAAGCCCAGGUUUGGAGAAACCAGACUUUGUCUCCUGGAGACCUGCGAAGGGAAACUGGAUCCUGUGUCGUGUUUGUGUCAGACGGACUUCACUCCCUCUUCUGUGGAGAAGGAUUUACUGAUGAGGCCGAGCUGCUCGAGUUUCCAUGACAGUCUGGAGUGUCUGAUGUUCAUCGUUUGUUAUUCUCGCGUGUUUGUGAAUCACCUGAUUUAUUUUGGGCUCCAGAAUAAGAGACAGAUUUAAAUCCGUCUGUCUGGGAAAAACCCUGGAGUUCUCCGGACGAGGCGGGUUUUCCUGGGAAGAGAACAGGAAGUCCUCCUCUGGGACGUGUAACUUUGAAUCUGUGAUGUUUUAAUGCAGCUGACUGUUUGUUUUCCAGAGGAGAUGAAGUCAUGUUUGGGUCUUUGAGUUUGACCGUCUCCUCCUCCUCCUCCUCGUCUUGUUGCAGGUCGAACACUCCUUCAGUUACCUGGACAUCCAGGGGGUCAGCAGCAACAAGCCCACUCAGGUACGAGCGCAGCGCUCAGCAGACAUGUGGGUCCUCUGCAGACCUCCAGGUUCAGACCAGCAGAGUCUUCAGGUCUGACCAGGAUCAUCAUGUAAACGUCUUGAACCCUUUCUCUCUCUGCAGUUGGUGUUGGAGUCGGAGCGCGGACCAUGGAGCCUCCGUUUAGGUUCGGUGGAGGAGGUGGACGAGGUGAUCGCUCACAUCGGCAGCUGUGUGCACCGGAUCUGUCCUGCUGGGUCUCCUGUGUAAGUACCAGAGAAGUAGUCCUGAAGUCCAGGACUUGGACUCUCAGGAUCUUUUAAGAACCUGUUUCUGACCCCUGUCCUUCUUUUCUCUCUGUAAGGAAGAAAGGUGAUGAAGAAGUUGAGUCUGAAGCCUCCAGAGAGGACGGCGGCUCUUCAGAGCGUCUGGGACGAACAGAGCUCAGCGGAUCUGGGACCCUGCGGUAAAUCAGACUCUGAAGGGUUAAAAAUCUUCACGAUGAGGAGGAGGAGGUUCUGAAAGUCGGUGUUUUGACUCUUUCAGGAGGUUUCUCCCAUCAGUACUGGUGUGUUUGUGAUCACCUGGGGCUGCCGUACAGAGAGGAAGUCCAGUGGGUCGGUCCGGACGAUAUUUUACUCCCUCUUGUGUUUUUUGUUUCCUGCUUCUUGAUUUCCUCUUUUCUGUUUUUUUAUCAGCAGAUAUUUUCUUCUGCAGCUCCUCCGUCAUCAGCUGAUUUUCCUGUUUUUCUUCUUUUCUUCGUUUAUAAAGAGCGAUGAAUUCUGAUUCUGUGUCGGUUUGUUUUCACGUCUUUUUCUUCUUUCCCGUCGUCACCUUCGCCUCCCUCCUCCAGGAUGUGGACACCAUCUAUCUCACUCAGGACACCCGAGAGCUCAACCUGCAGGACUUUGUCCACCUGGAGAACAGGUACGGUCUGAACAGAGCUCGGUGUCGUGGUUAAAAAAUGCUGAUUUUAGCGCUGAUGUUGCUGCGUGUGUUUCUCCUCCCCCUGCAGAGACCUGGUGGCGAUCAUCGCGGCUCUGGAGUACAACCAGUGGUUCACCAAACUGUCCACUAAAGACUACAAACUGGUAACUCCGACUUCCUGUGUUUUGAAAUGAAACCGUCACGAUCAUGAGGAGGUUUGAGUUUCACGUCUGUGUCUCCGCCCUCCAGUCCACGGAUGUCUGCGAUCAGAUCCUCCGAGUCGUCGCUCGAUCCAGUCGGCUGGAGGAGCUGGUUCUGGACAACGCCGGACUGAAGGGGGACUUCGCUCAGAAACUGGCGGUCGCUCUGUCACAUAACCCCGCCUCCACGCUGCACACGCUCAACCUGAGUAACAACUCGCUGGAGGACAAAGGUCAGAGCGAACGCACGCAGAUCCACGGAAACGUCUCAUCAUGUCAGAUGGUCCUGCUGUUACUGCCCCCAGGUGGCCGAGCCGCAGCCUCUCACCUCCUCUGACUCUUUGUUUCCUCCUUCAGGUGUUUCUGCUCUCGGCGCUCAGCUUGCCAAGCUGCCCAUGGGUCUGAAGCACCUGAACCUCUCCAGGACCUCCAUGUCCCCCAAAGGUGCGUCCGCCUGAAGAGACGAUGAUGUCAGACCUCAGCGUCGUUGUCGUUCGCUCUCACUCUUUUCACUUUUGUGUGUCUCUGCAGGAGUAAACACACUCUGUCAGGCUCUCUGCAACAAUCCCGCCGUCGCCGCCGCCCUCACGCACCUGGACCUGUCGGGGAACUCGCUCAGAGGAGACGACCUGCCGGUACAGAGUCCUGGUUUCAGGUCUUUCUGAAGGUUUUGAACCACAGCUGCAGUUUCUGAUUGUCGUUUUCUUCUCACUCAGAACCUCCACAGCUUUUUAAGUCACUCAAACAUCCUGGAGACUCUGGAUCUGUCCAACAGCGACUGCUCUCUGGAGCAGGUAACAACGUCAGACUUUGACAUAGAUCACUUUACAACGUUGAACACUCGUAACUUUUAACCUUGAGCCUUUCUUCUUCUUCUUCUUUUUUCAGGUGUGUGCGUCUCUGCUCCGAGGAUCUCUGAAGCAUCUUUGCGUCCUCAACAUGUCAAAGACCGUCUUCUCCCACAGGUCAGAGAAAACUAACCUUUACAACAUUCAUCACUGCUUUACAGCCACAGCUGAGGAUGUCAGGAUGAAUUCUGUCUUUUUUAAAGUGUGUAACUCUGAUCUAACUUGUAGAUAUUGAGUCUAAAUUAAAUGUUUUUUCAGUCUUUUUUCCUGAUUUGAUCUGGUUUGCGUCCACAUUCACUCAGGAAGUGUAAGGAGAUGCCGCCGUCCUUUAAGCAGUUCUUCAGCAGCGCUCAGUCUCUGAACUCCGUCAGUCUGUCAGGAACCAAGCUGCCGCUGGAGGCUCUGAAGUGAGAAAACAAAAACACUGAGACUCAUUUCAUUUUUUAUUUUGAUAACUCAUUUUAGUUUUUUUUUUUAAUAACUCAUUUUAAUUAAAUCGGCUUUAUUAUUUAUUCAUUUUAUUAUUAAUGUCACUUAUUAUGUCUAAUUUUAUUUUUUUAUUUUUUUAACUUUCAUGAUUUACAUUUAAUAAUUCAUUUUAAUUUAAGCUGUUUGAUUUUUUAUUCAUUGAUUUAUUUUCAAUGUCAUAUUUUUUUCAUUUUAUUUAUUCGUAUUUUUAUUUCAUAUAUUUAACUUAAAAACUCAAUUUAAUUAAAUCUGUUCAAUUUCAUAUUCAUUGAUUUAUUUUUAUGUCACAAAUUUUACCUACUUUUAUUAAUUUAUUUUUUUAUGACAUUUAUUACUUUUAAUAACUCAUUUUAAUUUGAUUUAAUCUGUUUUAUUUUUUAUUAAUUGAUUUAUUUUUUGAUUUCUUGAGUUUAUCUAAUUAAAGUGUUUUUUAAUUUUUUUAUUAUAUAUAUUAAAUUUAAUAUCUCAUUUUAAUUUAUUUGAUUUUUAGUUCAUUUUAUCAAAUGUAUUAUGGUGUAGAUUUUUAUUUUUAUUAAAUAACAUUAAUUAAUUAAAUUUUUUUUUUUUUUAAUUUUCACAUUUAUUCGUUGUUCUUUCUGUGAAAUCUCGACCUUCAGAGGAUUGUUGCUGGGCCUCGGCUGUAACCCGAACCUGAGUGACGUGUCUCUGGAUCUCAGCAGCUGUGAGGUGAGACUUGAACCACACGUCCUCUUGAAUAAACUCUCUGUGAACUUCUUUUAACACAAAAACUGAAAAUGUGUUUUUUCCUCGGUCAGCUGCGCUCAGGAGGGUCUCAGAUCCUGGAGGGCUGCAUCGCUGAGAUCCCCAACAUCACCAGUCUGGACAUUUCAGACAACAGUGAGGGAGUUUCUCUCUUUUAGGACACGGCUGUGGAGUCCGUUAUCACGCUCACCUGAUUGUUGUGAUUGUUUGUUCAGGUCUGGACAUGGAUCUGACCACCCUGCUGGUCUGGCUGGCCAAGAACCGCUCCAUCAGACACCUCUCCCUGGGAAAAAACUUCAACAACAUCAAGUCCAAGUGGGUGAAAUCAAUCACAGCAAACAGGUUUGAGAAUCUCAGUCCAGCUGAAGGAAUAAAUCUUAUCCUGUUGAACAGAAACGUGGCUCCGGUCCUGGACAACCUGGUCCACAUGAUCCAGGAGGAGGAUUCAGUGAGUUUAACCUGAUAAAAACCGUCCUCUCUCAGGAGUUCAUGUCUGAAUAACUUUUUCAGGUUUAUUAAUCGAUCAAUAAUCAAUAAUCCUCCUCUUCCAGCCGCUGAUCUCUCUGUCUCUGGCGGACUCCAAACUGAAGGCCGACCUCUCCAUCGUCCUCAACGCUCUGGGCAGCAACACGUCUCUGACCAAACUGGACAUCAGCGGGAACUCCAUGGGGGACAUGGGGGCCAAGAUGCUGGCCAAGGCCCUGCAGAUCAACACCAAACUCAGGUGAGCGGAGACACUUUGGAACAGACCAACAACUUCUUCUUCUGUUUUUGGGUUAUAUUUGUGUCGUGCAGCUUCAGCUCAGACUCAAAGACGGUCUGGAAGAAUAAAAAGCGAAAUUAAGUGACAAACAAAUCUUGAAUCCAGUCUCCAUGUUUGUCUGAACCUCCUUCUUCUUCUUCUUCUUCUGCAGGACGAUCGUGUGGGACAGAAACAACGUCAGCCCUCAGGGUCUGCAGGACGUCGCUGCUGCUCUGGAGAAGUACGAUGGAGGCGCUCAGAGUCCAGAUCCAGAUCUUCAAACCACCAAAGAGGACUGAUGUGAUCAUUUCCUGUUUUUGUUUCUCCUCCUGGUUAGAAACUACACCAUCCGCUUCAUGCCUGUCCCCAUCAUGGACGCCGCUCAGGCUCUGAAGGCGAGCCCGGAGAAAACCGAAGACGCCUUACUGAAGGUCGCCGUCCUCUGAACGUUCUCCUCCGUGUUCACCUCGAACUCUGAAUUUAUUUAUUGUCCUUUUUUGUGUGUUUGUCUGCAGAUGGAGCAGUACCUGCUGAGGAACCACGAGACACGCAAAUACCUGCAGGAGCAGGCGUACAGGCUGCAGCAGGGGAUCGUCACCACCACCACACAACAGGCACGCACAACAACAACAACAACAACAACAACACACACACACACACACACACACACAUGUACACACAGGAUCAGACUCUAGUCUAAACUCUAAAUUCAGUUUUUGAAUAUCAAAGUUCUUUUCUUCUCUGAGUCUCUGUGUGUGUCUGAGUGAUUAAUGAAGUCAGAGCGCCCUCUGCUGGACGCCCUCAGUACUGCUCAGUUUAAGGACAGUUAGAGGUGUUAAAGGGAUCUGAGUUAGUUCCAGUUUUUAGGAGAAAUCUUGAAUGUAAACUCUACCCCUCCAACCAGUUUUCCCCUCAGCUCCUCCUCUCCCCUCAAGCCCCGCCCACAAACAGACACUCCUGCUCGCUCGUAUCGUUCCAAUUAAAUUCAGAUAUAAUGCAGAUAAAUACUUCAGAUCAUUACAAAUGGGGCCCAGUCAAGGUGAAAGUCAAAAGCAUUGGUGCUACUGUAGAUGAACUGAAGCGUCUGGUGUGUGUGUGUGUGUGUGUGUGUGUGUGUGUGCGCGUGUGUGUGUGUGUUUGUGUGUGUGUUGUUCUCACUCUCCUCACACUCACCCUCUGACCUCUGACCUCUGCAGAUGAUGGACAUGAUGUGUGUGAAGGUCCAGGACCACGUGAACUCCCUGAGGUUCACAGAGACUAACUCGGUCCAGGAGGACAUGAAGGUGGCGGAGAACCUCAUGAAAGACGCUCGAAACUCCAAAACGGUAAGAAGACGUGAUCCACCGAUACGACGCUCAGAGCGCCGAGUUUUCAGACGUGUUUCAUCGUUUUUGUCGUUUUUCACUCCAGCUGCUCCCGAACCUCUACCACCUGAAGAGCGGGGGGUCCAGAGGAGCCUGUGUGGGCGCCAUCCAGGACAAACUGGAGUCCAUGGCUGGAGAAGUCGCCCGGGUGAUGGACGAGCAGCUGCAGGUAUGGAGCCGCCGUUUCUGUCCGCCGUGAUGUUUGUGGUUUUACAGACUGAUGUUUCCUCAAACUCUGAUCUCCUCAGACGAUGCUGGUGUCGAUGGUGGACGCCGCCGAAGGUCUGUGUCCUCACGUGAUGAAGAGGAGCGGCCUUCGACAGGAGCUGCUGAAGGUGGGAGGAGGGAGGAUGACCAUCCCUCGCAGCUUCGUCACGACCACGCUGCUGGAGCAGUCCGGGGUGGACAUCAUCAACAAGAUCAGGUCUGGUCUGAGUUUGAAGUUCUCCUCUGACAGAGAGAGCGCCAGGUUUUACUAAACCAGGAUCUUCUGUGUUGUCGUCGUUUUCUUCGUGUCCCACAGUGAGGUGAAGCUCAGCAUGGCGUCUUUCCUCUCCGACCGCAUCGUGGACGAGAUCCUGGAGUCCCUGUCCAGGUCACAGCACACCCUGGUCAGUGUCCUCCUCCUCUUCCUCCUCCUCCUCUUCCGUGUCUUUCUCUGUGUUUUCAAUGUCCUCUGAUCCGUCCCUCUCUCUUCCCUCGUGUCGUCCUCAGACGGAUCACCUGGUCAGGAAGGCUCAGCCUCUGCUGCGUCAGGAGCCUCAGAUGGAGGCUGAAGUUCUGGAUGAGGAGGUUUUGCAGCCGGAGAACCAGAACCAGGAGCAGAAACUGAACCACGAGCUGGAGGAGAUGGACACGUGCACGGUUAGACAACAACAGAACAAGAUCUUCUGUAGACCCUCAGCUCUGACAAACCUGCACAUUUCCUCUUUCAUGGAUGAAUUUCCCCUUUUUUCUGGACUAGAUGACCCCGAAAUCCAAGAGGAAGAGCAUCCUGGUCCGGAUGCUGCGUCCCGUCUCUGUGGCUUUCGGUGAGUGUGAAAACCAUCAGCUGAUCAAACAUCUUGAUUUCAGAUGUCCUGUGAGUCGGUUACCGUCUCAUUUCACUCGUAAAGCGGACCUUUGUUCAGAAACAUCACCUCCUCUCUUCUUUUCAUCCCGCAGAGAUGGAGUUCGACCUGGACAAAGCUCUAGAGGAGGUUCCUAUCCACGUGGAGGACCCUCUUCCUCCUCCUCCUCCUCCUCCUCCUGCUUCCUCAAAGCCAAUAGACAGGAUGUCUUCGUUCUACGGAGACCUCCCUCCUCCUCCGACCCCCGUAGAUCCAUCAGCCGUCCCUCUUGCGGAGCUGCCGCCCGCCGAGCACAAGACUCUGGAGCAUCGGACCAAAUUCAGACCGAAACCAAAGAAGAGGACCAAACCCAGCAGACCACAUGUGGGUUUCUGUCCGAGAGUCAUCUCUCCGUCUCCUUCCUGGACGUCGAACUCACUCUUCUGACUUUAUCUUUCAGCGAAAGGCGGCGACCGGCGGAUCGGCGUCAGAGGGCGCCGAGCAGAGUAGCGUCAUGGAAAGGCUUGAUGAAGGCCUGGACGAUUUCUUCUACAAGAAAGUCACAAAACUGAGCUUCAAGUAAGAGUCAGGACCUGAAGAGAGACGAGGAGUUUAGUUUUCAUCGUUUCAUGUAGAAAUGAACUAGAAAAUCAGAGCAGAGUGUCAUCGACAUGAAGAAGAAACCCAGAGUCUGAAAACCUCUGAGGUUCAGGACAUUUAGAUUCAACUGUUUCCAUAUUUGUCAACCUUUUCAUCUGAAGUCUUUUAGUUUUGGAAAAUGUUUUUUGAAAUCUGCUAAAUAGAUCAGAGUGUCAUCGACGUGAAGAAGUUAGAAGAAGAAGAAGAAGAAGAAGAACUUUGUUGAAACUCCAUGAUCUGUUGUCUCAUUUGUCAUGUCAUCUAAAAGACAUCUACUAUUUACAGCAGAUAAAAUAACAUAAAAAUAAUAAAGUACAAAAAUUAAAGUAGUUUCAUCACUUAUAAAUAAAUGAUAAAAAUUUAAUAUAAAAAUUUUAUUACAUAAAAUAAUAAUAAAAAACUUUAAGAUAAAAUAACUCGAUGCUUUCAGGAUAUAAAACAAGAUAUUUGCCUCACAAAAAAAUCUUUCCAGAAAAACCUUGAGGACCAAAUAUUGACUUUAAAAGUUUUUACUUGAACUGAUUAUUGAUUAUUGAUUUUUCCAGACUCUCCAGUAUCCGAGGUCUGUCCUCAAACACUCAGGACGCCACAGACAAGAAACGGGAGUCCAGGAAAAGCGGAUUCUUCAACCUCCUCAAAAACCGGACCUCACGCUCCGAGAAGAGCCAAGGAGCCGCCUCCAUCAAUCCGCCUCUCCCUGUCUCCCCCAACUCACCUCCACCCGCUUCCUCCAUAAGCCCUGUGAGCGAGGAGACGCCCCCGACGUCCCCGACUCCCGGGACUGUGGUGGAACCCGGUCAGGAGCUCCACAGGGCUCAAUCCUCGGACCACCAGGACUCGGAGGCGGAACCUGCCCCUGAACCUGCCGAGGAGCAGGGAGAGGAGAACACGGAGGAGGAGAACUUGGAGGAGAACCAGGAGAAUGAGAACGCAGAGAAGAAGGAGAACCCGCACGUGCUCCGCCAUAUCGGCGUCCCAGUGAUGGGGAUGGACCUGAUGGCUGAGAUGAAGGCGAGACAGGAGAGGAUGGCGGCCAAGAAGGUGAGCGGAGAAUGAGAGAGGGAGUUUAACUCCAUCAUGGUGCUUCUAUUACAGAGUCUGGUCACUGUGAUGGUGGUAUAUAGAUCUAUACUGUAUAGAUUCUGACUGUUCUUAAAGUGACGGCAGAUCUGUGUCUGUGUCUCUGUUUUCAGUCGGAGUCUGUCUGCCUCUCCGAUAAGGUGGACGCUGACACAGGUGAGUCUGUUGGUUUAUGAAGUAUAGAUACUCUGUAUUUUUACAUAGAUUUCCCCCUCACUUAGUUUACUAUAGAACCUGAAUGUAGCCGAGCGUCUGUAGAUGUCAUGAGUCAGAGUGAUGAAUUCACCCUCUAUCCUGUCGUAGCAGCAGACACAGAUGAGUCCAAACCAGAACCAGCUCCCAGGUCCAAGCCUCCCAGUGUCACCCCUAAACCUCCCCCACCUCAGACCAGCAAACCACCUCUGGGGCCCCGCACAUCUGGACCCCUCAGUCCAACCAGUCCUACCAGUCCCAGACCGAGCAGCACCCUCAUCGGUAUCCUCUCUUGUGUUUUGCUGAGCAGUAGUUCGGUUUCUCUUUACGAGUUUUUGGUUUUUUGAGUGUUUUUUCUUCGUUCUCAGAUGACUCCUCUGAGUCGCCAGCAGGGAACUUGUCCCCCAAAGGACCACUUCCAGCUCCUCGCCUGAAGAGGGCGCCAUCAGAGCAGGAGAGAGAGAGCACCAGCAGCAGCUCUGCAGGACCCCUGUCUCCCCUGGAGGGUGGGUUAUCGGAUUUUAUGAUAAGCAUUUAAUACGUCAGUUCAUACACUCUGCUCUCUGAUUGGACGCUGCCCUCUGCAGGAACACAUGAGCAGUGCAGAGACAUCGCUGAAUUAAAACAAGUGUACACGAAUCACAGAAAUAUCCUUCUGUAGAGUUCAUUUGGAGCGUUUCUACAACUCUACACUUUUGACAAGUUCCUCAUCGAACCAGACGAGAAAAAAAUGUAACUAUCCCUUUAAAGCGUUCGGCCUCUUUGUUGAGGACACUUCGUUUCUCUCUCUCAGCGAUGAAACUGGAUGACUCAGAGCGUCGAUGAAAAUAGUCUGAACGUUUUUAAUGAAUGUUUUGCACACACACACACACACACACACACACACACACACACACACACACACACACACACACACACAGAGUUCAUCUGAGGCGAAGGUCCUGCCGCCUGCUCUCCAAAUGUCCGUGUGUGUGUGUGAUUUUGGAGUUAAGACACUUGACUCGUGUAAUUAACUCUGCGAGUAUUUUCUCUUGGAUCUGUGUAAUCAGAGGUUCUGUUUGAGGGGCGUGUUUCUAAAAUCAAGGAGACAGGAAUUAAAGGGCAUUUCCACCGUUUUCGACGCAUUUAUUACAUGCUGACAAACUGAGAAAGCUGAUUCAUGUUUUGAAGAGUGUUUUUUAGAUCUGCUGUAGUCACUCCUUUCAUAAAUAAUCAGAUUUAAUUAAAAAAACGUGUUUAAAUUUUCUCUUUAAAGUCAAACCUGCUGUUUUGUUUGAUUCCACACCAGGUAACAAACUCAUAAGUCAGACGAUCUUAAGUUCAUGUUUUUAAAGCUGUAAUUGUUUCUUAGUUUGACUUUUGUCCUCAUUUCUUUCUCUUCAGUCGAGUCUCCUCUGGACGGCGAUGCGUUCGAGUCCCCCAGUGCUGCCGGUGAACUCGGCGUCGGAGGAAGACAGUGGUCGUCCCUGAAGAGUUCAGCCAGUCCACCUGCUGCUGCGACGGAGGACGAGCGAGAGCGAGCCAAGUCCCUCCCCGCCUACGGUGGGUUUAACCACAGCUCUGUCCUUUAGUAACCCCCCCUCCUCAGUCUAACAGAAACAACAACUCCACAUUAAAACGUCUGCUCUGUUUUCCUCUGGAUUUAUCGUGGACUCGACUCCAGUCAGAUUUGAAAAUGAAGCAAUUCUCCUUUAAAAAAGUUUCUGAUUGAUUUGAUUAAACCUGAUUUCCUGAUUUUUGUGUUUCAGCGAGCCCCCCGUCUCCAGCAGACCCAGAUCUCAGCCCGGCUGAAGAGGAGACGACGUCUUCUGCUGAUGAUCUGAAAUCUGACCCCAAAUCAGAGGACGAGUCUGACGAGACUGCUUCAGUCUGAGACCAACAACAACAACGUUCAUAUUUCUCUCCUUCUUUGAGAAACUGAGGAAACCAACAACCUUCAGACUCUUCUCUGAGGAGAUCCCCUCACCUGUCUCUGACUGUGAUUUUCCACUGACCAAACAAACACUAAAACAGCUUUAAAAGAACUUAAAGAGAGGAAGCAGAGGAGUUUUAGGGAGUUCAGAAGAUCUGAGCUGAGUCUGAGAGUCCCAGCAGGUCCAGACUGAAGCGGUUUUACUGGAUCUCAGAUCUGCAGGUAAACUAAAGCCAGUAAAUCAGAGAGAAUUUUACAUCUAUGAAUAAAUGCCAAAAUAAGCAUCAGCUGGUCACUUAAAAAAAACACAGAAACCAAAGAGAGUUUGUGAUUCUUCAACCCCCCCAAAAAAAAAAAAAAUAAGUACAUUUGUAAAACUAAUAAAGUGGUUCGCUGCAGAACAUUUCAUUUAGUUUUGAGGAUAUUAGAGGAGUUAAAAGGUACAUAAAGUCUAAUGUAAACGAGAAUUUAAGAUGAGAAUAUUGAAGCCAUGAGUUCAGUCAUGAAGUUCAUCAUCAAACAAAGAGGUGGAGCUGUGUAUGCAAUUAUGCAUAUUUAUUCAUAUUUUUACACCUUUUUAUUUCUUUAUGAAUAUUCUUCAAUAAUUCACCAUCCAUUAAGGGUGCCAGACUUUAAACAUGUUUAAAACAUCUCCUAAAAUAAACAUUUUAACAUGAGACUCAAUGGAGAAUCCUUUCAUUUUGAAGCCAGCCUCUAGUGGACACUGGAGGAACUGCAGCUCCAGGUGAAAAUGUUCAAGCUCAUUGAAAAACUGACGACACGUCUUUUCUGGAGUUUUGGCGUGAGUUCGAUGUCUCAGCGUCUUCAGCUUUAAUCGAGUAUCCGGUCUUUUAUUUUGAAAGUCUUCAUUGAUGAGUCUCGAUAAUUGAUGCUAGUUUAACUUCCUCCUCUUUGACAGUCAGACCAGGAAAUGUUCAUUACUCAUCGUUAACCAGACCGCUGAGUCCAUGUGGGACAAAUAUUUGAACUUUUACUGUUUUAGUUUUUUCUGUGGAUGUUCAUUUUUUCAAUUUUUGGUCCUCAGAUUCAUUUUCUGCAUGAAGCUCAUUUUUCACACUGCUGUUGAACCCUCACGUAUCACAGCUUAUCACACACUGAUGCCUGUCAUCCAUGUUGUGCUGCACUUACAGAUGUAUGAUUGUAAAUAUGUGAAUAUGGACUAACAUCCCUGCAGUUGUGUUUAUAAGAGAGAAACAGGGUUUAUUAUCGCAGUGAAAUGUUGUAAUCAGAGCAUGAAACAUGGAGUUGAAUCUAAAAUAAGAGGUGACGGUUUUUAUUUUACUGGGAAAUAUUUUUGUCUUUAUUUUUAAAGAAAAUCGGAUUGUUCAAAUAUUCCGUUUAUUAUUUGUUUUAUUGUUGAUGUGCCGAUGGACUGACGAUUCUGUCUGAUAUUUCUGUUUUUGUAUCUUUGUACCAAUAAAUCCUCUUUUACUGCUCAGA